This is a messenger RNA of Carica papaya (papaya), 1282 nucleotides long. RefSeq lists its product as uncharacterized. The record is from RefSeq and is a predicted model, not a curated record. NCBI's taxonomy places the organism in Eukaryota, Viridiplantae, Streptophyta, Magnoliopsida, Brassicales, Caricaceae. Gene Ontology annotation, molecular function: polysaccharide binding.
AUUUAUUCCACAAUUCAGUAAGCUUCAACAUCAAACACUAGAAUUUUUAUCCUUCUUGCAAAUCCAGAAAAGCAAAAAGAAAGUUGACAGAACCGCAAAAGCUAGAGAAAUAUGGUCUCCAUUGACAAAAACAAAACACCCACAAAUUAAGAUUCCCUCCCAACAUGUGAAAAAAAAGCUCCCUAAAUAAUAAAUCGUCGUCUUCUCCACUAUCCAAGCAAAGCAUAUCACUCCCUUUCUUUUCCUCUCUACCCUAAGCCAUGACUCUUUCACUCCUCUCUUUCAUCAUCUUCUUCUUCAUACUUUCACCCCCAGAUCACUCCCUUACUUCUGCAUCUUCCCACAUCAACCCAUGCCGAUCCUACUGCGGAAACAUAACCAUCGACUACCCAUUUUCGCUCCACUACGGCUGCGGCCACCCAGGAUUUCGAGAUCUCCUCUUUUGCAUAAACGACAUACUCAUGUUCCAUAUCGACUCCGGCUCGUACCGAGUCCUGGAAAUAGACUACGCUUAUCACUCACUCACAUUACACGACCCCCACAUGUCAACCUGCGACACCAUCGUCCUCGGCCGCAGAGGUAACGGCUUCGCCAUCGAGCAAUGGCGAGCUCCCUAUUUCAAUCCAACGGCUGAUAAUGUGUUCAUGUUAAUAGGCUGCUCCAGCCAAUCUCCGCUCUUCCAAGGUUUCCCCGGGAAGCAUUUGCCGUGCCGGAACGUUUCGGGGAUGGGUUGCGAGGAGUACUACGGGUGUCCGGCGUGGGACUUGGUGGGUCAUAAAAGGGUCGGGUCGUUUUUUGGGUCAGGGCCACCGGAGUGCUGUUCGGUGGAUUUUGAGUCGAUUAAGUCUGUAAAUCUGAGCAAGCUUGGGUGUGAAGGGUAUAGCAGCGCAUACAAUCUUGCGCCAUUGAAGGUUGAGGGAGCGAGUGGUUGGUCGUAUGGGAUCCGGGUCAAGUACUCGGUUGAGGGGAAGGAUGAAUUUUGUGGAGCGUGUGAGGCGACGGGUGGCACGUGCGGGUUUGGAGACGAUGGGGUUCGUCAGCUUUGCAUGUGUGGGGCCGUUAAUUCCACGUCAAAUUGUGAUUCAGUUAGUUCAUCAUCGGGUACAGCACGAUCAGUGGUGAACAUGUUCACAGGUAUUUUUGCGAGUAUUUCAAUAUGGAUGACAGCAACCAAUAGCUUCCGCUUCAGAUAACUUUUAAAUUAUAUCUUUUAUUCGAAAAAAUUAGUCGUAUAAGUAUUAAUUUAUUUCACAUUGUAAAUUUAGUACGAGUUAAUAUUUAU